CGCCACGACUCCCCAGAGCCAUCCCCGCUGAGACCGAGACGUCACGACUGCCCGGACCUGUCACCACCCCGGCGCCAGCGCCACGACUCCCCGGACCCGUCACCUCCACGGAGGAAGCGUCACGACUCCCCGGACCUGUCACCUCCACGGCGCCAGCGUCACGACUCCCCCGACCCGUCCCCGCCGCGGAGGAAGCGUCACGACUCCCCGGACCUGUCACCUCCGCGGCGCCAGCGCCACGAUUCACCAGACGUAUCGCCGCUGAGAUGGAAGCGUCACGAUUCCCCUGAGCAAUCUCCAAAGAGAGGCAGUUCAGCAGCAGGAAAAAAGGCCAGCAAAGCGGCACAGGAGUCGCUGUCGGGGGCAGUGCGAGGAGAAGUGGCUCAGCUCAAGCGCAGCUCCUCUGACAAGGCCUCGUCCCGUCAGAGGGGGAAUGUGACUCCUGAUCUGUCCCCUCCUCGGAAAAACAGAUGCGAUUCUGACCUAGAGCCGUCACCGCCUCGGAAGAAGAGGCCUGGGUCACCGGCACUGAAAAAGCAGAGCAGAGGGAGAGAGGCAAACGUGAUGACGUCUGGGGUCAAGGCGGGCCUGGUGUCAGCGGAUGUGCUGCGGCGGGAGCAGCAGGAGCUCAGGAGACAUGAGAGAAACACCAAGCACUUGGAAGAGGAGUCCCAGCACACGGAGACCGUCUUCCGGGACAAGUCCGGCCGCAAGAGGGACCUGGCGCAGGAGCGGCUGGAGCAGAAGCUGCGAGACGAGGCGCAGGCGGAGCGGGACGAGCAGUACGCCCACUGGGGCCGCGGGCUCGCUCAGGGCAGGCAGCAGCAGCAGAAUGUGGAAGAUGCCAUAAAGGAGAUGCAGAAGCCCUUGGCGCGCUACAUUGACGACCAGGACCUGGACCGCAUGCUGCGGGAGCAGGAGAGAGAGGGAGACCCCAUGGCCGAGUUCAUCAAGAAGAGGAAGGCCAAGGAGAGCAAGGACAAGAAAGAGAAACCCAGGUACAACGGACCAACUCCUCCGCUCAACAGAUUCAACAUCUGGCCGGGGCACCGCUGGGACGGCGUGGACAGGUCCAACGGGUUCGAGCAGCAGCGCUUCGCGCGCAUCGCCGACAGGAGGGCGGUGCAGGAGAUGGCCUACAAGUGGAGCGUGGAGGACAUGUAG
Molecule: messenger RNA, 1164 nt
Organism: Tinamus guttatus (white-throated tinamou)
Lineage: Eukaryota; Metazoa; Chordata; Aves; Tinamiformes; Tinamidae
Source: RefSeq, a predicted model, not a curated record